Cyphomyrmex costatus is the source of this 1130-nucleotide messenger RNA. RefSeq names its product guanine nucleotide-binding protein subunit gamma-e (gene Ggamma30A). Gene Ontology annotation, cellular component: heterotrimeric G-protein complex. The transcript has 2 exons. Gene Ontology annotation, biological process: sensory perception of taste; phospholipase C-activating G protein-coupled receptor signaling pathway. The record is from RefSeq and is a predicted model, not a curated record. NCBI's taxonomy places the organism in Eukaryota, Metazoa, Arthropoda, Insecta, Hymenoptera, Formicidae. The coding region runs from base 48 to 266 and encodes 72 amino acids. Gene Ontology annotation, molecular function: G-protein beta-subunit binding.
GCGCCAUCCCGUUCUCGAUUUGCGACAAGGGGGGUGCGGCUGUAACCAUGGAUCCCAGUGUACUCGCCACCAUGGACAAGGACGCACUGAAGAAGCAGAUCGAGAAUAUGAAGUACCAGGCGUCCAUGGAACGGUGGCCCCUGUCGAAGAGCAUUGCGGCGAUGCGGGAGUAUGUGGAAGAGAACGAGAGGAAUGACCCACUGAUACACGCGCCCGACAAGAAGAACAAUCCCUGGGCCGAGAAAGGCAAGUGCAUAAUCAUGUAAUCGGGGCCAGAGCGGAGGAAGAGCAACAGAAGAAGAAGGAAGCGGGCAUACAAACCGAGGAGGAGAGGAGCCGGUCGUUCAUCCGCGGCAAAAGAAAUCUCAGAUCAUGAAGAGGGGAGAGGAGUGGAGGAGUAGGAGGAGAAGCACACAAGAGGAAGAGGAAGAGAUGCCGGUAGACGUCCGCUGUGAUUCGAUCGCGAUUCGCAGAUUUACUCGAUCGUCGAAGCGAUCGUCCACCGGCCCUGCCGAAAUAAACACGUGGUUACGAUCAGUUCCGCAGUCGAUCUGUCGACUGAAGAUCGAACUGGAGCGAACUGUUUGCCGGGACCGUUCCGUUCCUCCAGGACUGUUCUACGAUCGCGCGACAUGCGGCUUUGCUGAUCAAUUUCUGAUCCGUAUCAGCCCAUGAGGUAUAUCGUUAUCCUUCGUUGAUUGUGCCAUUCGUUACAUAAUAUCGUAAAGAUGUCCCGAGGAUAAUUCGAAGCCUGUGCAUUGAUAAGUCUAUUGAUGACGGACAAAAAAAGAGAUACGAAAAGAAAGAACAAAAAAACGCGAUAACUUGUAACUGAUCUUAUGAAGUAAUCGCGCGUUGUUAACAAUUUGCGAUAAAUUCAAACGGUUUGCAAUUGCAAGAGGAAGCAGAGAGACGAGAAGAAAAGGAAGGAAAAUUGAAGAAUUUGUCAGAUGAAUCACUUCCGCCUGGAUCGAUCGACGUCGAAUCAACUGCCGCAUGCCGCGCGACGUCGCCCUGCACAUUUUACUCGCCGAUGCACUUGCGAUGUGAAACUUUAUCCAUUCACCGAUCAAUCCAUGAAUGCAAUUUAUUCUUAAUGUUACAUGUAUACAUAAAUAUAUAUUCGUAUU